AAUAUAAGUUCGCUCUGUCAUCAGCACUGUUGACGGUCGCCAUAGCCGUCUCCAUCUCUAUCUCUAUCUUCUUGUUUCAAUAUGGCCUUUGGUAUUCUUGAAGACAACAAGUUGGCCCAUGUGCCCGGGACAUCGCUCCUUGACGACGGUGUCCUCAACAGCGAGGGCGUAAACAUCUCAAACAUCUCGGAAGAAUCUGCUGCUCACUUGAAGCAUGCCACUGGCAAAAACAGCCAUAUCAUUCUCAUUCCCCAGCCUUCUGACGAUCCCAAUGAUCCUUUGAACUGGUCCCUGCUCCGCAGAGACUGCCUGUUUGCGAUCCACUCUCUCGGCUACGUCAUCAACGUCGGUGUCUGUGGUCCUAUUCUCUCCGCCGGAACCCUUGUUAUUGCCAAUGAACUCAACGUUACCAUCACCGACGUUGCCUUCUUGACUGGCUACCAGCUCCUUGUCAUCGGCGCCGCCGGUCCUUUCGUUUCUGCGCUUUCCAGAGUCUUUGGAAAGCGUCCCCAGUUCAUUGCUGCAUCUCUCUUCGGUCUAAUUGGUACAAUCAUUUGCUGCACCGCAAACACAUACAAUGUUCUUCUGGCUGGCCGUAUCGUUCAGGGUCUCGGAAACGUUGCUUACGAGAGUAUCGUCAUCUCCGUCAUCGGUGAUCUCUACUGUUUGCACGAACGUGGUCUCCGGCUCGCUGUCUUCAAUUUCUGCUUUGGCGGUGUGAAUCUUUUCACCUCUGUCAUUGCCGGACCAAUUACCACCCGACUAGGCUGGCGCUGGCUAUUCUACAUCGACGUCAUCUUUGUUGCUAUUCAGGCUAUUCUGAUGAUCUUCUUCAGCACCGAGACAACUUAUGUCCGAGACGCAAAGUUUGAUAUCGAUGUCGCCGGCGAGGAACUAUACGACGAUAUCGAAAAAAUUGGCGCUGCACAUGUCGAAAAUCCGGAUAAGCCUGAGAGCGAGCAAACUGAAAAAGCGCUCGACGCAACGACAAUCCCACAGAAGAAGAACUAUCUGCAGACGAUCAAGCCUUACCAUGGACGCGUAUCUAACGAGAAUAUCUUGCGCCUUGUCGUGCGUCCAUUUGCGGUUCUUUCUAACCCAAGUGUUAUCUGGAUUGUCCUUGCGAUGUCAAUUCCUCUCGCUUGGAUUGUGAACAUCAACUAUGCCAUGGCUCAGCUCUAUGGAGUCGAGCCAUACAACAUGGACGCCGAGCAUCUCGGCUAUCUCGCUGCAGGACCCUUCAUCGGCGGUUUCUUAGCAUCUCUCUUCUUCUUCUUUGUGAACGAUCCAAUGACUCUCUGGAUCUCCCGGAAAAACAGAGGCGUGUUCGAGCCCGAAUUCAAGCUACCGCUCGGAGUCGCCAUCGGCUCCGCCUGUCUCACUAUCGGCUGCUUUGGCUACGGUAACGCGUACCGCGACAAGCUCUCCGCCAUCGUCGCCGCCGUCAUGUUUGGCUUUGUGUGUGCCGGAUCGACGUCCAUGGCCAUCACUGCGAGUAAUUACAUGAUUGACGCUUACCGAGAUCUAUCGGUCGAGAUUGUCAUUGCUGCCAUGUCUUUGAAAAAUUUCCUGUUUUACGGCUUUUCAUAUUUCUUCAACAACUGGGUUGCUUCUGCCGGACCCGACGUUGUUUUUGACGUGCUCGGAGGAAUCGCCCUGUUCACCUCGCUUAUUUUGAGUAUCCCGUUUUACAUCUACGGCAAGAGAAUCCGAAGUUGGUGGCAUCGCGCUCAGCUGCUCAAGAGAUUGAAGCUUGCUUGAGUGUUUUAAUUCACUUCACUCCCAGUAACUGAGGGGUUCCGCGUGUCAUAUUAUUUAGUGUUUAUCUUUCCGUAGGCAAUAAAAGGACCUUUAUCAUCU
Molecule: messenger RNA, 1860 nt
Organism: Myxozyma melibiosi
Lineage: Eukaryota; Fungi; Ascomycota; Lipomycetes; Lipomycetales; Lipomycetaceae
Product: major facilitator superfamily domain-containing protein
Exons: 4
Coding region: 82-1761 (559 amino acids)
Biological process (GO): transmembrane transport
Cellular component (GO): plasma membrane
Molecular function (GO): transmembrane transporter activity
Source: RefSeq, a predicted model, not a curated record